CUCAGCUCUGAGCUGGAGUUGCUCCGCAGCAGUUUCUCAUCCUUUACUCCCAUCACAGCUCACAUCCUCUGACCAAAGGCUUUGAAGCAGGCUGGAUUUCAGGCUGGAUUUUCAGGCUGGGUUUUCAGGCUGGAUUUCAAGGCUGAUUUUCAGGCUGGGUUUUGAGGUAGGAUUUUCAGGCUGGAUUUUGAGGCUGAUUUUGAAGCUGGAUUUCAGACUGGAUUUUGAGGUUGGAUUUUGAGGCUGGAUUUUGAGGCUGAUUUUCAGGCUAGACUUCAGGCUGGGUUUUGAGGUUGGAUUUUGAGGCUGGGUUUCAGGCUGGGUUUUGAGGUUGAUUUUCAGGCUGGAUUUCAGGCUGGAUCUCAGGUUGGAUUUUGAGGCUGGAUUUCAGGCUGGGUUUUGAGGUUGGAUUUUCAGGCUGGGUUUUGAGGUUGGUUUUCAGGCUGGGCUUGCCCAUUUUCUCGGGUAUUUCGGGCACUUGGCUGUCAGCAGCAGCUGUUUGCAGGCUGUUUCACAGCCCCCAGGCUUAGUGGAAGGCAGAGCAUUUCCCUGAAGAAGCUGCUGAGAUUGCUCAUCCUGGCACUUACGAAUCACCUACAGAAGGCACCAGGGAGGAGCUCCGGGCUGAGCCAGGCACUGCUGCAAGGCUGAGCACCACAGCCCCUGGAUUCAAACAAAACCAGGGGAUGCUCAUUAGAAAUGUCCCACAAAUUGAGCAUUUGGGAUUUUCUGAACAAAUCUUUUUUCUACUUUACAGCAAAGUAAAGUAGAAAGUAGUAAGGCAGAAGAAAAGCAGAAAACCACGAAGAUCUGUACAUAACACCCCCGUAUUUCGGAGCUGGUAACAGGAAUUCCUCUCUCUCCAGGCACCAAAAUGCCAUUUCCUCGGAUCGUGCCCUCAGCACUGUGGUUGGUGCUGCACCUCACAGCAGGACCCUGCAGGAGGGGGGCACUGAGCGCCAGCAGAGCUGCCCGCGGCGCCACCGAGGUCUGUGACAAGGGCAACGUGACAGCCAGCCCCUGCUGCGCCAUCCCUGGCGGCACCAACGUCAGCCUGUCCUGCCAGCUGGCAGCCCCGUGGGGCUGGUGCUGGGCAGCGAUUUUCCUCAACGGCUCCGAGCAGAUCCGAGCCCGGGGGGGCUCCGUGAGCCAAACCCUCCUGCUCGCUGCCCACGGCACGCACCACUUCACCUGCAAGUGCAUCUGCAGGCACAGGACAAAACUCGUCUGUGGAAUCGACAUCCAGUGUGGGAGUCCUCCAGACGAGCCCAGGAAUGUGUCCUGCAUCCAGAAGGGGACACGGGGACAUCCCACCUGCAGCUGGCACAAAGGCAGGCUCACCUACCUGCACACUGCCUACGGGAUACAGCUCUCCAACGGGACCGAUGCCUUUUCCUUCCCAGAAGAAACUCCCAGCCAGGCAUUUGGCUCUGGGGCUCUGAGCAAGCUGGAUUUUGGCUCCAAUUACACCGUGGUGGUUUCUGCCUCCAAUCAAUUAGGAAAUGCCUCCUCCCAGCCACUCACCUUCACGCUGAUAGACAUAGUGAAGCCACACCCUCCCGACUUUUGGGUGGAAUUUGAUGAUUCCUCUGCCACCAGCUGCACCGUUUGGUGGCACCACGAAGCCCAGGCACGGCACUGCAGGCUGAGGUAUCGUCCCCUCGGCAGGCACAGCUGGAGCACGGUGGAGAGCUCCAGCAGGCAGAAAUAUCCCCUGCAGGGGCUGGAGCCCGACACGGCACACGAGUUCCAGGCCAGCUGCAGGCUGCUGCCCGGCCGAGGGCUGUGGAGCGACUGGAGCAGCAGCCAGGGCAGCACCCCAGCAGCAGUGCCAAGAGGAACCCUGGAUGUCUGGUACCGGCUGCAGGAGCUGGACUCGGGGCACCAGAACCUCUCCCUUUUCUGGAAGGCUCUGAGCAGGUCGGAGGCAGGAGGGAGAAUCCUGGGCUACACCGUGACCUUGGAAGCCCUGGAGCAGGGGGAGCUCCCGGCGCAAUCCCAAUCCCACCGGACCACCCGGACCAGCUUGUCCAGGGUGACCCCCAGGGCGGCCCACAGGGUGACGGUGACGGCGCACAGCCCGCGGGGCAGCUCGGUCCCUGCGGCCGUCCUGACGCUCCCGGGCAGCCCAGAUCUGCCCCCUCCCCAGCGGGUCUCUGCCGCGGGGCUGGGGAACAGCAGCAUCCUGGUGAGCUGGAGCCCCCCUGCUGCACCCGCCCUGCCCGUCGGGGGCUACCUGGUGGAGUGGGCAGAGCCCUGGAGGGAGCCACACCUGCAGCCCCAGCACAGCUGGGUGAAGCUGCCCCCGUCCCGCCUGGCCGCUGUGAUAGCAGAGCACAUCAGAGAUAACGUCUGCUAUCAGAUCCACGUGUCUGCACUUUAUCAGGACAGAGCUGGGCAGGCAGCUGCAGUCAGGGGAAACUCCACAGCUCAAGCCCCAGCAGCUGGGCCCCAGAUGUUCACAACCCCCUGGGCCAGCGGUGUCCUGGUUUCCUGGGAGGAGAUCCCAGCCCCCCAGCAGAGGGGCUGCAUCACUGGGUACCACAUCUACCUGCACAGGAAGGAUGGGCAGGGCCAGCCCGAGGUCCAUGCCGUUCCCGCCGGGAAGGCUCCUCGCUCCCUGCACCUGCCUCACCUGGAGCCCGGCGAGCACCACGAGCUCUGGAUGACAGCGGCGACCGCGGCCGGGGAGGGGCCCCGGGGCAACAGCGACAGCGUCUGCCUGGAGAGUGCUGGGGGCUGGGUCACUCUGGUGCUCCUCUGCAGCUUCUUCGUCCUCUCAGCCUGCCUUUGUUCUGUGCCUCCAGCAAGGAGAGUGUUCCAGUGGCUCCUGUCCCUCCUCCUGCCCCAGUGGCAGAGCAAAGCCAUUCCCGACCCUGCCAACGCCACGUGGGCCAAGAGCUUAGCGGCUGCCAAGGCCGAGCUGAGCGCUCCCUCCAGCCCCUUCCUGCCCGGCGGCUUCGAGGAGCCCGAGACGAGCCCGGUGGAGGAAAGCCCGGCUCAGCCCGAGCCCCCCAAGCCCGGGGACGAGCUGGUGGUGGGCAGCGCCGGCAGCAGGGGGCACGGCCACUGGGCUCGGGAGAGCUCGGCGGAGGAGCCGGAGCUGUACCGGAGGCUGGUGGUGGAGGCGAUGGAGCCCCCGGAGCCCGUGGCCGAGUACAUCUCCAGCCCCGGCACCCUGGCCCCGGAGCCUGCCCCCGAGCCCGAGCCCAGCCCCCUCUCCGUGUUCCCGAGCGCGUUCCUGCCUCCCGCCCUCUGCUGCCAAGGGAAUCUGACUUUGGAUCGAGUGAAGCUCAGCGGCAGCUCCUUCCCGAGGUAGGCAGGGGGCGAUGUCAGCCCGGCAAGAAUUGUGGCACUUUACAGAGCAUGUCGGUGUGUUUCGAUGGGAGCUCAGCCUGGAUCUUGGCACUUUACAGAGCAUUUCGGUGUUCCAAUGUGAGCUCAGCCUGGAUCUUGGCACUUUACAGAGCAUUUCGGUGUUCCAAUGUGAGCUCAGCCUGGAUCUUGGCACUUUACAGAGCAUUUCAGUGUGUUUUGAUGUGAGCUCAGCCUGGAUCUUGGCACUUUACAGAGCAUUUUGGUGUUCCAAUGUGAGCUCAGCCUGGAUCUUGGCACUUUACAGCAUUUCAGUGUGUUUUGAUGUGAGCCCAGCCUGGAUUUUAGCAUUUACGAAAUAUUUCAGUGUUUCAGCCAGUCCAGUCCCUCACAUGUGACACCUCCAAGUGACAAAAGCCUUCCCCAGCUACACCUCGCCGUAGGACACGGCUGCUCCUCUGCAAUCAGAGGCACACUGGGGAUGCCAGAGCUGGAUUUUGGGGAUUUGGGGAGCCCUCCCUGCAGCCUGGGCUGCCUCAAGCCCUGUCCCACGGCCCAGCCCAGGAUCAGAGCUGGAAAUCACCAUUUGCACCAGAAAGAGCAAGGAACUGCAAAAGGGAAGGAUGGAACAGCUCAGCACCUCUUGCUCCUCUCCCCUGGCACCAAGUCAGAGUCCCCAGUGUCACCAGAGCCACGGGGGACACAGCACCAGAGCCAGGCCCCCUCCUUGCCUCAGGUCAGGGCAGGAAAAUUCCUCACCAGAGCUAGAAGCAGCAGGCAGCAUCUGUACUCAGUCAAAUGGAUUGUCAAGAGGAAUUUAAGUGAUUUAUUGGAGUGUUCUAAUUACAGGCUGCAAGGGUGUUACACAUUUAAUGACUUUGUUUACCAGAUGUGUGUAUAUAAAUAAAAUGUUGGAAAUCUGAACUUGGUUUCCUGUUGUUUUCUCUGGUCAAGCUCCAGCUUUACGCAGAACAAUUAAAAAUUAAAAAUAAAGCUGAAACAUUGCAGUUAGAGAUGGAGCAGUCCAGGUAUGAACUUACCUGGAGCAUCCUCUGCAUCCCCAAGCAGGGACACGAGCUGCUGCUGCUGCCACCAUUCCAUUCGAGUGCAGAUUUGGGCAUUGCCAAAUACCAGCUCAGCCACUGCACUUUGGGCUUCUGAGCUCUGGUCCCACCUGUGUCACCUGGCUGGGUGACAUCAAGGAAAACAUCUCCCUCAGAACUGGGUCAGACAUCCAAAAAACCAGAACCUGCUCUCCACCUGCUGCCUGGGAACCACCCUGGCAAGAGGAUUCUGUCUGAGCAGCACAACUCAGCCCCUCCAGUCAGCUCUGCAAACCAGACUGAGCUAGAAAGGCAGAUUAAAUGUCAAAAAAGGUGUUUUUCUUUUUUUUUAAAUAAAGCACUGUUUUGCCAUUCAUCUUUUUCUGCAUGCUGAUUUUUUACUUCACCCUGAGGAUAAGAGAACAUUUGAAUUCAUUUUGUCCUCACACAGCAAAUCUCCAAAUCUAUCAAAAUGUUUCAUGUCCAGCCUCACUCCAAGAGUUCUGUAACUCCAGCCUGGAGGUCUGCCAGUGCUGUCCCAGGAGGUGAUUUCCCCCUCAGGACACCCUUUCCAGCAGGAACACCAGGUUUGGCUGUGCUGGGGACACCCCAGUGGAGCCUGGCCGAGGCAGAGCAGCCCAGAGUGCCCAAGGCAGGGAGCCUGGCGCUUGGAAUGGCCCUGGGGAAGCAGCAGGCUGGCACAGCUGCCAGUGGCACAGCUGGAAGUGGCACAGCUGGAAGUGAGGGCUGGGUUUACCAAACCAGAGCUCUGUCUGUGCAAAGCCAUCCCUGUGGGCACAGCUACAGGUGGGGUGGGCUCAGCUCCUCCAACUGCUGCCAGCACACAUUCCCAGUGACUCCUGACAUUCCAGGAGAAUCCGUGUCCCUUCCCACACAGCUCACUCGUGGAACUGACCAAUCACUGCCUCCUGCUCCCUCCCAGCAUUCCAGCUCCAAGGAAAUUCCCCUGCUCACACCUUGCCCUCGCUCACUCCCAAAGCCAAUCUGCUCCUCACCUCCAACCUUCUCUGCUCUAUUUCCACAGGAUCAGAAUUUAAAAGCUGCAGUCCCCUAGCUCUGGUGUGACAGCAGGAGCAAGAGGACAGAAAAUGUUAAUAAAAGCAAGUUCAUUAAUCAUAAAUAACCUACUUGGGAGAUGCUUUUCCAAGGCCAAAUUCAUCCUGGGAAUGGGAAUGCAAGCUGGACUUCCUGGGACAGACCCUGGCUGAGCCACUAUGAACCUCAGUGGUUUCAUUUCCAUGUGGUUUUCAGGACAUUUUUUUUAAAAGAGCAUGAAAAUAAACCUUUAUUUCAGUUAACACCCACCAAUAUUAAAGAUAAAUGUUCACAGUUUUAGUUCUUGACACAAAUGGGCUGAAAGAGGCGAAUUUACAUCUGGCAGAACAGCAGAAGGACCAAUUUUAAGUUACAAGCUGUGUUGAAAAUCACUCUAGGUGCCGUUUGGGAAUGCUGUAGAGCAGGAAAAGGGAAAAUCCGGCCAGCAAAAUCACCUGGGUGGCAACUGGAACAGCAGUUUGGAUCAGGGGAGGGCUGUGCUCCAGGGAAAGCUUUGCUCCACGUGCUUGGGUGUUACCCAGGGUGUCCCCAAGGCUGGAAGUGCAGCACAUCCCACAGGACAAUGGGAGAGGGAAAAGGAACAGCCCUGCUCCAACAGCCCCACACUGAGAGCAGGGGCAGGAAAGCUGAACCAAGAGAUUUUCCACCCUCUGAUGGAAAAUCUGCCUGCUCCUCCUGCCUGGGGCUGGAAAUGCAGGUGAGGGAACUGAUCCGUGGUACUCACAGUGGGUCACAACAGGAGCUCUCGUGGAAAACAGCUCAGGAAAAGCAAAGGCAGCUGCUAACACCCCAGCUGAGCAGGCUGGUAUUCCACACUCCAAGGGCUCCAACACUUCCUGCCUGUCCUGCAGUGUUUUUACAAAAAUAGGGGGUUACCUUUAGUUUCCUACCUACCUACAAAACUACCAAUAUGCUCUAAGCUGAGGAAAGAGGUAAACAUGAAAUAAAAUUUGAGAGAUUUGUUCCUAUCCUCCUAGCAAAUGCUGAUAAAACCCCUACAAAAUCCUCUAUCAGGCAUUCACUCGAUUAUUUUGGUGUACUGAAGGGGUACUUGGGGAAGACAUUGAACCUAUGGUGGAUUUUGAGGGAGGAGAAGGAAUUUCUUACAAUCACCCUCUGGAAAAACCAUUCCUUGGUGAAGUCCCAAGCAGAUCCCGAGCACAGCACUGAGCCAGAGCUGCAUUUGGAUGGAGAGCUGAGGCGCUGAGGUUUUGGGGUGGAUUUUUGGUGCGCCGUGCCCAGUCUGCCACUGUCCCAGACCAAAGCCACGGGCCACAGCUCCCUCCUGAGCCAGCCCAGCUCCCUCCUGGGAACGGCUGGAGCAGCGCUGGGAAUGCCUCAGGUACUGCUGCACCUGGGUGGCAAUCCCACCCCCCGCCUGGGACCCACCUGGGCUUCCAGAGCCACAGCCGCCACCUUCCCCCAAUCCCAGCUCCAACAAUUCCCCCAAACCCCUGCAAUCCCAGCUCCAAGGACAGGAAAUUCCCCCCUUCUCAUGGAAUCCCAGCUCCAAGGAGAGGAAUUCCCCCAUUCUCAUGGAAUCCCAGCUCCAAGGAGAGGAAUUCCCUCUAUUUCAGGGUAUCCCAGCUCCAACAACAGGAAUUUCCCCAAAUCUCAGGGUAUCCUCUCAAACAAAAAGCAAAGGUAAUUAAAAAACUUUUUCUUUUUUUUUUUUUUUUUUUUUUUUUUUGCCAAAAAAGCAUCUUGUUCUGUUGAAGGGAAGGAAGAGGAAAUAAAGGUCCAAAGGGGGAGUGCAAGGUGGGAUACAGGAAUUUUAAAAACCUGGUUUUCAGACCAGUUACCCAUUGCUGGAUCCAUACACAGGUAUUGAAUCAUAAACCAAUGUGCUUUCAACCUUGAUUUCAAGUAUCUGCUUUCAGUUCUCUAGAAAGGUUUUGUGUAAACAAACUACCCAACAGAGAUGAAAAAAUGACUGGUUUUCCAUGUUGGAAGUGAAGCAUUAAAACUUAAGUACUCCAGGAGUUCAUUCCAUGCAGCACUAGCAGUCUGCCAAAUUAAUAUUCCACAGAUUCCAUGGGCUGAGAAAAAUCUGCCAAAGAGGAAUUAAGGAAACUGAAGUAGUGUGCAAUAAUUAAAACCUAGUUUGGGGUUUGGUGGGGGGAAGGGGGAAGAGGGAAAAGUCUAAAAUCCUGACUUUAAAUUUAAAAAAAAAAAAGAACACAAAUGAAGGGAAAGCUUUUAACUGGUACACACUGUUCACACCUAUAUUUCAAGUUUGGAAACGCAUAUUUUCAAGCAGCAAUACAAAAAA
This is a messenger RNA of Motacilla alba alba, 7707 nucleotides long. Its product is annotated as interleukin-12 receptor subunit beta-2-like. Gene Ontology annotation, cellular component: external side of plasma membrane; signaling receptor complex. Bases 875 to 3319 code for a protein of 814 amino acids. Gene Ontology annotation, biological process: cytokine-mediated signaling pathway. The transcript has 15 exons. Gene Ontology annotation, molecular function: cytokine binding; cytokine receptor activity. The record is from RefSeq and is a predicted model, not a curated record. Lineage: Eukaryota; Metazoa; Chordata; Aves; Passeriformes; Motacillidae.